GUAUUGGAAAAUUGGGGCAUUUUAAGACGUUGCGUUACAUAAUGAGCCUUAGCCUUGGAAGCUUUUUCUCAAAAUGAGUGUGUCAUCAAUCAGCAUGGACAAAACCCAAGUCAAUUCCAUUCCUGAGAACGAAACAUCAAACUCUGAUGCUCCUGGGUCCGUACAGUGUUUCCCCUCGUCAUUUUUGACCGUAGGCACUGCUGUAAGUGCCAAGUAUCGUGGUGCAUUUUGUGAGGCGACGGUAGAUCAUGUGGAUCUAAAAUUCCGUCUCCGUGUUCAGCUAAAAUCUAAUAAGUCCUGUGUCUCCGUUGAUGAAACCUGUUUGAUAUCUGGAUCUCCUGUUAUUGGAAAUGAAGUGUUAGUUCGAAUCGCUAACGAAACUGCAUUACCUAAUGAACAAGCUGGCAUAGUGAUACGUGUCACGGAUUCUAGUAUUUACACUGUCGUUUUUGAUGAUGGUGAUAAACGAACUUUAAGACGUACUCAACUUGUCAUAAAAGGUGAACGUCACUUUAAGGAGAGUGAAAGUUUGGAUUGUUUACCUUUAACUAAUCCGGAACAAUUCAGGCAACCAGUUAUAGAUCAGAGAAGGAAAUAUAGAUCUGGUGAAGAUGGUAGCAGUAGCAUCUUAGAUGAGAACAUGGAUGAAAUCGAAACUGAAGAUGUAGAUGAAAGAAGUGGGAUUAAAGAUUUUAAUCAAACUAUUUCGUACCAACCUAAUGGAAAUCCAGAUAAAUUGACAGAUCGCGAUGAUGUAGAUGAUUUCGAUCCAAAUUGCUCAAAUAUAACAGAACAUAAUGAUGAAGGCAGGACUCGAUCAUCAGAAGCUAAUACCAAUGUAUCAAAUAUGGGAGCGACUGAUUUAAAGCAUUUACCUGCUAGUUAUUGUCGUUUACUCGGGCGUUUAGUCAUGGUUGAUAUGCCGCUAACAGGGAAAGAUGGCUUUGGCUCUCCCUCGUAUGGAUCGUCUACUCCGGCCUGCAAGAGUCCUGGGGUAACACCUCGACGUCGAUUCACCCCAGCUGUUGUUGUUCUUCCAUCUGCUAUGCCAAGUAUUGACCUAGGAAGUUUUUCAAGUAUUGAUAAAACACACAAGUGUUACAAACUUUUGGUCCGUUCGUUUAAAGAUAACAGGUUUCUAGCAGUUCCUGUUACAUUUGUUAAACGACUGAAAAGACCUGAUGCAGUUGAACUUGCUCACACUUAUCCAGCACUACGUCCAGCUUUUGAGCGUGCACUUCUGUGGUUGGAUCGACAUGAAUUUCCAGUUUCUUGGGGUGAAAAUGCUGUGCAAACAAUGUUAGGCACAAAAAACUGGCGAUAUUCAAGACGUCGUUCCAGGCAAGCGGCUUCAGAUUUCACAGGUUCAAUAAAUUCUAGUCCUUUAAGCUUAAAGCAUACACGUGCUUCAUCGUCAUCAUCUUCUGAAGCCUCACAAUCUCCAAAUACUUGCCGAGGUUUAAUCCAAAAAUCACGUGGCAGACCAACUAAACAACUUGAACAUUCUACUCGCAAACGACCAAGACAAUCAGAUAAAACCCAAGUUUCCCGGUCAAGUUCACGCUUAAAAAUGAAAAGAUUUAAGGGACAUAUUAUACGUCCGACUAAGGCUGAAAAACGACGAAGUGACGUCUCUUCAAACGAAUCAUUUCGCACGGAAUCCUCAAAACAAUCUACUGCUAAUUAUAAGGUUAUCAAGAAAGGCACUGACAGACGUCAUAAGUCAACUACAAGCUCAAAAUAUGAAAAAAAUCCUAUUUCCGGUGGGGAUUUAUUUGAUUCAGUAAGUUCUAAUGAAGCCUCGGCAAAUUCUUCAGAGUCGGAUACUGACACCGGAUCAAUAAGUUCAUCAACUAGCAGCAAUAUAACUGUAUCUACUGUCAGUACACCUAGUAGCAUUAGUAGUAGUCUGAAUAGUAGUAGUAGUAGUAUCAACAGCAGUAGUAAUAGUAGCAGUGAUAAUAGUGGUACCAGUAGAUCAUACAAUUCAUCAGAUAAUUCAUCAACAUCGUCGGUAGCUGAAUUCGAAGCACGUGAUAGAUGGAUUGCUCAACUGUAUCGAUUUAUGGAUGAACGUGGCACUCCAAUCAACAAAGCACCUAGUUUAGCCAAUAAGGAUUUAGAUUUAUAUAAACUUUAUAAACUGGUUCAUAAACUUGGUGGCUUUCAUCGUGUUUCAUCACAACUUAAGUGGGGUUAUGUUUACUCAAAAAUGGAUUUGCCUCAAAACUUCAGUGCUGGUCCACGAAACUUGCAAGCUGCUUUUAAGAAAUAUUUAUAUCCAUGGGAUGAUAUCAGUAAAAAGUUGGGAACAAAUCUUUGUGAUCUUCCGCCAUCCAGGCCACGAUACCCUUCUUCAGUACAAAAUUCAAAUACCAAUGUUUCAGCUGCCAAUUCAACCGGAACUAAUGCAAAUAACUCAGUUUCUAUCAACACUUCACAGACUAAACAGUCUCUUGACUCGGGGAAUGUGGAAACAGAAUCAAAAUACUCUAACAUAAAUGCUACUGAAACAGCGGAAAAUUCAAGUAUUGAAAUCAAUAAAAAUGUCCGAACUGUCAGCAGUGCUACCACUAUCACAAUUGAUAACACAAUAACAACAACAACUAUAAAAAAACGAACUUCUGAUAAGGCGUCUCAGCAACUAAUAGUUGAUCGUUUUAAACAAUCCGACGAUGAGCAUACUGGUGCUAACCAUAAUACACCAAUACGAAAGUCAACUUCGUCAUCACCAUCAUCAUCAUCAUUAGGAAUGGAUAAAUCGUCCAAUUUUGUAUCGACAACUGAUGAUUUGGAUAAACCUAUUUCUUCAGCUUCGUCCAAUUGUUCAUCAAAAUCAGCACCUUUGAAAGGUCGUAAAAGAUUCUAUGAUAAUACAAUGCUAAAUCUUCCAUUGUUAAAUUUUGGUAGAGAGUCAGUUGACAGAGUAGAAGAUUUAUCCAAUUGCAUUAUUCCUGUCCGAUCACGUGUUCGAGUUCGAUGUGGUGAUCAUGUUGCUUAUGAAGCUAAAAUUCUGAAGCAUUUACGUCCUCAACCAGCUCUUUGUGGUUUAAAGACUGAAAAUUCUGCUGAUUCACUAUCAACUGCUUCAUGGUCCGGUGUUGGUGAUAUACAAUAUCGUGUUCAUUAUAUGGGUUGGAAUACACGGCAUGAUGAAGUUGUUCCUAGAUCUCGUAUAAUUUCUGUGAUAGAAUGGGGUCGGGGUACAGAUGAAGACCGUCCACAAUCUUGUUCUUCUUUGAGCCCAAUAGUUCAUGAACCUCGAAAAUCCACCUUAAAAAAUCAAAAUACUGUAUCACAUUCCAAACGUGAAUAUGAUCGAUCAUUGGUUUCCACUGAAAUAAAUGUUAACGAAAAAGACAAAGAAAUCUUUAAAUAUUUUGCUACAGAAGAUGCAAAUGAAGAUGAAGAAAGUAUUCAUAGUCAAACAACUGAAACAGCAUCUGACAACAUUACUACAACAGCACCAAUUGUUAGACGUCGUCGUUUAAUGUUUUCUUCACUAAAACCUGGUAGACGACUCUCAUCUCGAAAAUUAUCUAUUUCAAAAAGAAAUGAAUUUUGUUCGAAAAAAAUACCUAAACUACCUUUAUUAGCUAGUGGAUGCCUGUCUAAACCUCAUUCUUCCAUAAGUAGAGAUAGUAAUAAUAGUAGUAAUACUGAGAAAGUAGAAGAUACAAAUGCUGAUCCAAAGAAGUUAAAAACAACUUCCAGUGGCUGUAAAACUAAACAACUAUCUAUUAACCUACGUGGACGUAUCAGUAAGAAAAUCAAGCCUAUCAAACGGCCUCAUUCAAAUCUAUCAGUUGCUUCGGAUGUUUUUAGUACCAGCUCACCAAAUCGUUCUUCUGUCAAGUUAUCUGCUAAGUCAAAGAAAUUAAAAAUGGAAAAUCUUUCAAAUGAAUCAAUUAAUAGUGAAAUCUAUUACAAUACUACUACUACUACUACCGGUUUACCAACUCCAUUAGUAGCAGAUACAAAGCGAUGCGUAACUGAUGGAUCAUUAUCUGUAGAUUGUAAAAAAGAACCAUUGGAUGUUGUGGAUGAUGUCAAUCAACCAAGUAGUAAGUUGCAUAGCAAAUUGAGUUGUCAAGGUGAUCAGAUUAAACCAACUCGUAAUUCAUCUUCUAGUCGUAAUCUGGUUUCCAAAUCAAAGUUAUCAACUUUGAAAUCUAAAAUAUCUUCAUCCUCUACAAUUAGAGCGAAAAAUCUUGUCUCUAAACUGUCGAAAUUAGCAAAACGAAAAGUUACCAAUGAAUUGAGAAUUUUAUCAAGAAAAAAAUCUAAACGAAUCGUCAAUAAUGAUAAACAUCAACUUUCAAUGAACGAUGAUUCAUCAAAAAAUAAGUUGUCGUCCGGAUCCCCAUCAGUAUUGAUGAUUAGUAAGGAAUACAAAAAUGUCAAGUCGAGUCUUCUAAAUGAUAAUAACAAACAAAUGGUUUUGAAUGAACAUCAGAAUAUUGAAUGUUCAUUAUCGAAUAAUUCUGUAAUCAUUAGAGUAGAUGAAGAAUAUAAAUCUUUAUCUCCUAAUGAAAAACCUCAGAAAAGUAUAACGAAACAUAAUCGACCUAAAGGGAAAGGAGCUGAUAUCUCUUCAUAUCGUCUACAAAAAAAACUCAAUAAUACUACAGAUACUUUAAAGAAAGGAAAUACUACCAAAUCUACGUGUAUGGAAGAAAAAAAUCCAGAUCGUUCCAUGAGUACCAGUACUAGUAGUAGUGGUUCUUCAGGUGCUAUUGUAAGAAAAACAGAUGAGGAAAAAAUAAACAUAAAAUCUCCAGAUAAAUUACGAACUAAAAAGUCAUCAAAAUCAACUAUGGGUAGUCAACAAGCCAAGACAACUAAGUAUAAUAAUCCCACACUACAUUUUGAAGAUAUAUCCGAUACAGAAUCUUCUAAUUCAAAUGAAAGGAAAACCACUUCUAAACAUUCACGUUCUCGAUUAAGACAUUCUACUCAAAAUUCAAGUAAUUCUUCCCCAAACACAUCUCAAAAGCAGAUACGACUUAUUAAAUCUUCAACUACGUUAUCGAAAGCUAGUUCAAAUACUUCAGAUUCUGAUGAUGAUGAUGACAGUGAACAAGAAAUUCAUCAUUCUUUUGAAACUUCUCAUAAUGAAAGUAACGAUGGUAGUGGUAGUAGUAGUUCAGAAAGUGUUUAUGGCCCUGAUGAUGCACUUCCACGACUUACACGUAGUCAACAUAAACAAUUAUUAGGUGAUACACCCCCUGGUUCAGCUUUACAAACUGCAUCACCUGCAGUUUGUAAUCGCACUGCUUCAUCAGUUGUUGCUGCAAAACUUUUAUCCAAUUCUAAACGAUCUCGUACAAAAGAGGUGAAUAAAAUUGUUCAAUCGACGAGCGGACAACAAUCAUUGGAGAAAAUUGAGGACACAAAUAAAAUCUCGCUUUGUCUUAAUACAGAUUUAAUGAGGUCUUCGUCAUCAUCUGAAGUGAAUUGUCUCCAUGAUAACGUGCCUAGUGUUGAAGCGGAAGUUCACUUGGAAGAAAUGAACAUUCAUCAAACUAAAGUUAAUGUAUCACUUGAUAACGAAAUAUCAGAAGACACUGAAAUUAACAAAAUAGAUGUGUCUGUUAAACAGGAAAUUACUGAAAGCUCCAUGAUUCCAAAUGCUCCACAUUUAUCUCCUGAAAUUAUUGAUGAUAAUACACAAGUUUACAAUUCACAUGUGAAUGAGUUACAAACAGAAAAUAUGUCUCCAACAUCUAUAACUAUGUAUGAUAAACAAGAAAAGGUCAAAAAAGAAGAAGUAGCAGUUCAAAAAGUCAGAGAUCAUGGAAUUCCAAAUGAUAAUGUCAACGAUGAUGAUGAUAAUGAUGAUGAUCAAAGUUCUGUUCAAACUAUGAGCACAGAUCCUAUGGAUGGAUUAUCAUAUGAUUUAACUAUGUCUUCUGAAAAAACUCAUUUACACUUGUCUUCAAGCAAAGAAGAUGAAGAUGUAGAAUGUUGCACAGACAAUGAUGAUCAUCGUCAUCAAACGCAACAACUCUCUAAUAAUAUACCUGAAACUAUGAGUUCUUUAUCCGAUGAUGAAAAUCAUCAUUCAAUUGAUGAAAUUGUCAACGACAAUGAAGAAAUAAAUGUGACAGUUGUGAAUAAACCUCAUACAGAGCUUUCUACAAUUGAUGAAGAAGAAGAAGCAGAACAGCGACAACAAGAUGACGAUAAAGUCAGUGAAUUAGAACAGGGCAAUAUCCCUAAACUAUCAUCUCGUAGUCGAAUAAGACGAUCAAGUAAUAACAGUAAUUCUACUGAUGCUUCAAAUAGGCGUGGCAAUAAACGUAUACAUUUAACACCACAUCGUAUUACAGUAUGUAUUGAUUACUUUUAGUAUUGUAUCUAUUAGUUUUCUCAUGAUUCUUUUUGAUUUAGAUAACAUAAUUUUUAAAGUCAUUGAACAAAAUACAAUGAAUUUGUUUUCUUUCGUUAACUGCUCCAACAAAUGAUCCUAUUGAGUAGUAAAUAUAUAAUACACACUUUCAAGACUAAGGCAUUGCACCAAAUGAAUUUGUCAUUAUAUUGGUACUAAUGGUAUAAAUAUCAUACCUGUUGCAAAACGUUAAUGAAUAUCUAGAUUCACUAGUUUCAUGGAUAACACUUUAAGUGUGUAGGGUGAGAUGUAUUGGGUUCUAGUCGCAGUGUGAAGAUCGAAUAAAUCUGCCCGAUGAGUCACAUAUAAGAAAACACCAGUGUCCUGGAUAUCAGUGUUAGUCACAAUUCAUGUAAUCUUAAAACAUAGCUUGUGAUAGAAUGACUAUAACAUAGAGGCAGAGAGUGACAGAGAAUGAUCUAUUGCAGUGCUGAUUAUCAAACAAUAGGGAAUUACAAACCUUUAUUAAUUAAAGCUGUUGCUUAGUGAUUCAUGGUCAGAAGGUGAAUACUAGCGAUACUAGCAGAUAUAUAUAUUUAGGCUUAAAUAUGUAAUACUUGUAACUAUUUCAUUUUAUUUAAACCCAUAAACAUGAAUCCUUCGUGUCCGCCAACCCUGUUAAAGCGCCGGACACUCGUUUCUCACCCUCUCAAUUUGACAGAUAACACCCCUACCGCGAGAAGGAAUUGAGUAGGACGUCCCUGGGAGUGGCUGUAUACACGUGGUCUUGUGUGAGCAUUUCUAGAGGAGGGACUGACUAUUUCGAAUACUUCCUUAUUCUCCUCUCCCUGAUACUAUACCAGUUUUCUGGUUACAUUAACUUCACUGAACACUAUUACAGUUUUAAGAUGUUUACAACUGUUAGAAAACCGCAAAAGGAAAUCAAUUUACUUUACUCUGUAGAUAUUUUUGCCUUGCCCAAAACUGUUAAAUGUUAUGAUCAUUUCCAUAAUUAUUGACAUUGAAUACUUUUUUUGCAUCCUUAUGUUUUUGUACCCUGUUGUAAAACAGUUGAUUUUUAUGCGAUAUAUACUCCUUGUUUAGUUAUUCUUCAAACUCACUGUAUGAUCAUAUUUUAACUUCGUUGUAUACCUCAAUUUCGAAGACUCAUAAUCGCUGAUGGGUUCUGAAAAUUCACCAGUUCCUGCUUUGGAAUCCCCACAUUAUCAGCCUCCAACAUCUCCACAUUCAACACUCGGUACAUCACCAUUGCCUAGUUGCUCGAAGUCACUUCAAAAUCAUCCAGUUGACCGUUCUAUGUCUAAUCAUAGACGAUUCGGUGGACCAUUUUUCCCUAUCGCGGGUUUUGAUGAUCUACCUUCUGAUGUUAAAUGUCAAGUUUUACAAGAGCGUAUGCAUCGAAUAUUGGAAGCAUGGCGUUUAGCUAAACAAUAUCUUAAAGAUUUAGAUCAACGAAGUAAUCGUACACGUCGUCUAAAAGCUAGACAAAAUUUGGAAACAUUGACUUCUUCGUCGAAUUCCAAUUCAACUUCACAUAAUUGUCGACAACUUAUCGACGAACCUCCAUAUGCUACUAACGAUGUAGCAUACACCUAAUUAUUAUUAUUAUUAUACAAAGAGAUUAUGUGCAAGUGUAAAUUUCUUCAAGAUGUACGAUUAAUUUUUUUUCUGAAAAAGAAAUACAAACUACAAACUUUAAUUUCUAAUUAUUUCCUAUCCACUUGUUUAUUUGUUGUCUCUUUCUUUUCACUGAUCAUUUAAUUUUAAUCCUUUCAUACCUAUUUCUAUAUGUAUAUGUUAAUAUGUGUUUGCGUUUGGCCCAUUUUUGUUUGUUCUUGUUAUAUUGCUUACUUAAGUUACCCAAGAUAUUACUGCUAUUCUCUUAUUGUGUAUAUAGUUGAUGUCUGGAGUUGAAUUGGGGUACAUUUUAUUAUUAGUAUUAUAUGUAUAUUUAUUCAAAUUAAUGUAUUUUACAUAGUGUUAUAACUUAACAAAGACCAAUAUAGAUUGAUUGAAAGAACACAAAGAUGACUGAUAAGUAUUUGUUAUAAUCAAUGAAUGUAACUAAUUUAUUAUAUAACAUGAUUACUCCUCUCU
Molecule: messenger RNA, 8449 nt
Organism: Schistosoma curassoni
Lineage: Eukaryota; Metazoa; Platyhelminthes; Trematoda; Strigeidida; Schistosomatidae
Source: the annotation of a GenBank genome assembly